This is a messenger RNA of Anolis sagrei ordinatus, 699 nucleotides long. The record is from RefSeq and is a predicted model, not a curated record. NCBI's taxonomy places the organism in Eukaryota, Metazoa, Chordata, Lepidosauria, Squamata, Anolidae.
UUUCUGUCCUCAUUGAUGUUCCUUUCUCUCCAGGCCCAGCAACGUUUGAGAGACAUCGCCCGCGACUGCCAGGCGGCCCAACUCAAGAAGCUGAAGGAGACAAACGAGAAAGAGAAGAAAGAACUCCAGAAAAUCCUGGAUCGGAAGCGGCACAACAGCAUCACCGAAGCCAAGUCCCGAGAGAGGAACAAAAAGGAUGUGGAGCUGACUGAAAUAAACAGGAGGCACAUCACUGAAUCCGUCAACUCCAUCCGGAGGCUCGAAGAGGCUCAGAAACGGCGCCAGGAGAAGCUACUGGGAGGCCAUCAGGGAAUCCUGCAGAUGAUUGACGAGGAAGAGCCACGGUUGCUGGCCCAGCUAGACGGAGAGUGCAACCUGGAGGCGCUUGCCCUGCGCCAGGAAAUUGGCCGCUACCUGCAGGAAGAGCUUGAUGGCGGGGUCAGCAACGGGCACCCACCCCCCGGCACCAGUGCCAGCCCUGCCCCGACCGAAGAGGAAGAGUUCACGGUCCUUUGAAACAUGGAGGUGGCAAGGGAGCAAGGGUCUCUUCCACCCAUGGAGGAAUAUCUCCCAUUCAUCCCCUUGAGUAGAAGGGAAAGAAACCACACUAAAAGCACUUCGCUUUUGUUUUGUUUUGCUUUUUUUUAAAGAAAGAACAAAUGUUUUAUUUUUUUAAAACUAAUUUUUUUAAUUAACUAA